Molecule: messenger RNA, 4847 nt
Organism: Eublepharis macularius
Lineage: Eukaryota; Metazoa; Chordata; Lepidosauria; Squamata; Eublepharidae
Gene: TBK1
Product: TANK binding kinase 1
Exons: 22
Coding region: 237-2426 (729 amino acids)
Biological process (GO): peptidyl-serine phosphorylation
Cellular component (GO): cytoplasm
Molecular function (GO): ATP binding; protein serine/threonine kinase activity
Source: RefSeq, a predicted model, not a curated record
CCGAGCGGAGUGAGGGAAAGUGGUUGGCGAGAGGCGGCGGGAGCUGGAGCGGGGCUUCGGCCGAGGUUGGAAAGGGCCUUCCCCGCCUUCGCCGUCCGAGGGGGCACGGAGCGGGGCCAGCCUCCUCCAUUUCUGUAUUUCUGGAUUAGCCCUAGUCUUGCAGACUACAUUCUUCUUCCAGUUCAAGACCACAUGGCAGGAGAGCUUAAAUAAGAGUCAUCUAAUCAAGAGCAAACAUGCAGAGCACUCCAAAUUAUCUCUGGCUUGUAUCAGACAUCCUGGGACAAGGAGCUACUGCAAAUGUUUUCCGCGGACGACACAAGAAAACUGGUGAUUUGUAUGCAGUCAAAGUAUUUAAUAACUUCAGCUUCCUUCGUCCUGAGGAUGUUCAGAUGCGAGAGUUUGAAGUAUUAAAGAAACUGAAUCACAAGAACAUUGUAAAAUUGUUUGCAGUUGAGGAAGAGACAACCUCUAGACAUAAAGUUCUUGUUAUGGAAUUUUGUCCAUGUGGCAGUUUAUACACAGUUUUAGAAGAGCCAUCUAAUGCGUAUGGCUUGCCAGAAUCAGAAUUUUUGAUUGUGUUGAAAGAUGUUGUGGCUGGGAUGAAUCAUCUUCGAGAGAAUGGAAUAGUGCAUCGUGACAUUAAGCCAGGAAAUAUAAUGCGUGUUAUAGGUGAAGAUGGUCAAUCUGUUUAUAAAUUGACAGAUUUUGGGGCUGCUAGGGAACUGGAAGAUGACGAACAGUUUGUCUCCCUCUAUGGUACAGAAGAAUACUUGCACCCUGACAUGUAUGAACGAGCAGUAUUGAGGAAAGAGCACCAAAAGAAGUAUGGUGCAACAGUUGAUUUGUGGAGCAUAGGGGUGACGUUUUACCACGCUGCUACUGGAAGUUUACCCUUUCGGCCUUUUGAAGGACCUCGCAGAAACAAAGAAGUGAUGUAUAAAAUUAUAACUGGAAAGCCUUCUGGUGCAAUAUCUGGAGUCCAAAAAGCAGAAAAUGGUCCAAUUGAAUGGAGCCGGGAUAUGCCAGUUUCUUGCAGUCUCUCUAAAGGCCUGCAAGUGCUGCUCACGCCUGUUCUUGCAAAUAUUCUUGAAGCAGAUCAAGAGAAAUGCUGGGGAUUUGAUCAGUUUUUUGCAGAGACUAGUGACAUACUCCACCGGAUUAUUAUUCAUGUAUUCUCUCUGCAACAAAUGACUGCACACAAAAUUUAUAUUCACAACUAUAAUACUGCAGCCAUAUUUCAUGAACUGGUCUACAAACAGACAAAAAUAGCCUUGCUAAAUCAAGAACUGAUAUAUGAAGGCCGGCGUUUAGUACUAGAGCCCAGUCGAUUGGCACAACAUUUCCCCAGAACUACUGAAGAAAAUCCUAUAAUUGUAGUAAGCAGGGAGCCUGUGAACAUCAUAGGAUUACUCUAUGAAGAAAUUUCACUUCCUAAGGUCCAUCAGCGUUAUGACUUGGAUAGUGAUGCAAGUAUGGCUAAAACAGUGACAGGUGUUGUAUGUUACGCUUGUAGAGUUGCCCGUGCUUUAUUGCUUUACCAGGAACUGAUGCGAAAGGGGAUUCGAUGGUUAAUUGAAAUAAUCAAAGAAGAUUGCAAUGAAACAGUGCAUGAAAAGACUGAGGUUGUCAUCAGGUUAGAAUUUUGCAACAGAAGUCUAGAGAAAGCUGGGAAAAUAUAUCAAGAUAUGAGGCAGAUGAAUCUCGCUCCAUCAGAAGGAGAUAAAAUUUCAGACAUACACUCAAAGCUAUUACGGCUUUCCAAUUCACGGGGAACCAUAGAGUCUAGUCUUCAGGAGAUUAAAAGCAAACUCUCUCCUAAUGGCCAGCUGACCGAUGGCUGGGCUAACCAGGAAGGCACACAUCCAAAAGACAGAAACCCAGAAAGAUUACAAGUACUACUGAAUUCUAUAUCAGAUAUUUAUUACCAGUUCAAAAAAGACAAAACUGAACGAAGACUUCCUUAUAAUGAAGAACAAAUACACAAAUUUGACAAGCAGAAGCUUUGUUUACAUGCCACAAAAGCCAUGACUCUGUUCAAUGAAGAAUGUGUCAGCAAGUAUAAAAUAUUUUUGAACAAGGCAGAGGACUGGAUGAGGAAGAUGCUCCACUUAAGGAGACAGUUACUGACUCUCAGAAAGCAGUGCUUUGAUAUUGAAGAAGAGGUAUCCAGAUAUCAGGUCUUUGUAAAUGAGUUACAAGAAACUUUGCCCCAUAAGAUGAUGGCAGUUUCCAGUGGGAUCAAACACUCAAUUAAUCCAGUUUACCCUAGUUCAAACACUUUGGUGGAAAUGACUCUUGGCAUGAAGAAACUGAAAGAAGAAAUGGAAGGUGUUGUUAAAGAAUUAACAGAGAAUAAUCAUCUUUUGGAAAGGUUUGGAGCUUUGACUAUGGAUGGUGGCCCACAAAAUGUGGAUUGUAUCUAGUUGUAUAGUUACUGUGACACAAUUUGAUGACUUUGCACACAAAAAGAGCCUUUACAGGCAGAUACUCUGCACUCGGCUCCCUCUCCCUAGUAUUUAACAAAAGUAUGUAAAUAUGUAUAUACUGUAAAUACAGUAAAAUAUAUCACUUUUGGUAUUGUUUAAAAAUGGUCUUAACAUUUUAGGAAACACUAGAAUUUCCCCUACAAAACUAAUUGUGGCUGCAGAUUUGUGAGCACACGGGUACAAGGCAUUUACUUUGAAUGUGGUUCUUCACUUUCUGGUGAACUUCGCUGGGGAGAUUUUGGUGUUGAGUUCGUCUGCUAUUUAGACUACCUUUUCAGCCAUCUGAAUGCUGAAUACUUCAGUUAGGAUAAUCUGGACUUAACCUGCUUGCUUUUAUUCACUGUGAACAGAUGUGUCAUUAAAUACUAAAAAAAAAAAUCCAUUCUCACCAGUACCUUAAAUGGCAGUGUUUAAUUUUGACUGUGAAAGGAAGUGCUGUGUUUUCAAUCAUGUCUGCUUCUGGUGCAUCAAUCCUUUAUCAAAACUAUAAUUUGCCUACUUGGGACUUCUAAGCAAGCAAGCAUGAAUCCAAUCUUCUAGUUUGCUAAAAUCACAGGUAAAGUGUUGCUUAUCCUUGUGGGUGACGUAUAAUUUAAUACUAGUGGUGGUUCUUUCUCUGAUGAAGGCUGUCAUCUAAAGCAAACAGAUCGGUGAGAACAAUUUCCAUCCUGCAUAAAUCAGUGAAAUUCUUUUUAUUAAUUCAAUUUUAAAAUGUUUGGCAAUAACAAAUAAAGCAUGCAAAAGUUAGCACAAUUGUGUUUAUGCACAAGUAAGUGCUUCGUUUUUUACCUCUAGUGCUUCUUAUGCGAUAAAAUGCAUCCCAGUUCACUUCUAAGUGGAAUCUAGUCCUAUCGAUGUUAGGAAUUGAGUGUUUACCUGAGACAGGGCAUUAAGGCUGCAGUUGUCAGCCAAUUUAUUCCAGAUCAGACUUGAAAGAGACCAAGUGAUUUAUUGAGACUGUACCUGAAUUAAGAGGGCUGAGGACUGUGGCCUUUAUUGUUUUCACUGUGGCUUGCAUAGGUGAGGUUUCCAGUGAAUUGUGUCUUCUGUCUCAAACAGUUUAACAUGCAAGAAACUUAAAUAUCCUUACAUGGAAACGUCCUGAAGUUGUGUUAAGUUGCACAGAGAGGUUUUUCAAGCAUUACUGCCCCAAUAUUAGGCACAUGAAGUCUUUGGACCAAAGAACUUUUUUACUCAAUUCAUUCAAUUUUGAGCAGACUAAUAACAGUGAAGCAGUACAGGUUACCUAUCCAGGUUUCUUGGAAACAGCGGCAUUAUGAUGUAUACAAGUAAAAGAUCCAAAGGAGUUAGCCAUAUUAGUCUAUAGUAACAAAAUAGUAAAGAGUCCAGUAGCACCUUUAACGACUAACCAACUUUAUUGUGGCAUAAGCUUUUAAGAAUCACAGUUCUCUUAGUCAGAUGCAUCUGACGAAGAGAACUGAUUCUCGAAAGCUUAUGCUACAAUAAAGUUGGUUAAGCUUUAAGGUGCUACUGGACUCUUUACAAGUAAAAGGGACUCUGUAAAGAGCAAGGUUGCAAUCCUCUAUGAAGGCUAUUUAAAUCACAUUAAUUAACCCCAUUGAAUAAAUCUAAGUACAGUAUCUUCUUUGGUCCAAAGUAAUUUAUAGUAAUUAUUGAUAUAUAGAGCUAAGUUUACAGAUUCACAAGAUGAACUUAAUACCAUGUUCAUUGACAGUAACUCUGUGAAAUCUUGCUGUCAUAUUGUAUAUAAAUACAUUUGUUUAAUUACAUUUCUGUAAUUUUAUGAAAUCAUUUUGUACUUCAGUAGAAUCAUUGUUUUUGCUCACUGAAACUGGGGUGAGGAGGAAAAAUGGAUUUUUUAUUUUCUUUAUACAGCCUGUCUUCAAGAAGUAGUUUAAUUGUUAACUUGGUUUAUAUGCUAUUAUGUAUAACAGCUUGCAUAUUUUAAAACAUUUUAUAUUUUAUACUGUAUUGGGUCAAAAACCUCUUGUUUUUAGCUAGGUAAUUGCAUCAGUAGCAUAUGGGCUUAUAAUUCAUUUAGGAGUGAUGUACUGCAAAUUAUUGUAAAAAGAAAAAACCCAAAUUUUCACAUUUGUAAUUAUUUUUCAUUGGUGAAAAAAGGAAUUUAUAUUUUCAUGUAAGCUGUACUUCACUUGAAGCUUUAAGUCAAGACUGCUUAUAUUUAUGUUGAAUGUCAUAUUAUUAAUCAUGUUCAGAAAAAAAUAGAUGGAAAGAUAAUUUUAAAAUGAGACAGCUGUGUUUUGGUAAAAUAGUACAUUGCAGUAUUCACUUAGAACAAGCCUAUCCUCUUAUUCUGUAUAGAAAAGCACGAGUGAUUCUCUAUGCAAAUACAGUAUCUACUACUUACUUUGUCUU